This is a messenger RNA of Phytophthora sojae, 1248 nucleotides long. RefSeq names its product putative glycosyl hydrolase family 5 protein. Gene Ontology annotation, biological process: glucan catabolic process. The record is from RefSeq and is a predicted model, not a curated record. Gene Ontology annotation, cellular component: extracellular region; cell surface. The transcript has a single exon. Gene Ontology annotation, molecular function: beta-glucosidase activity. NCBI's taxonomy places the organism in Eukaryota, Oomycota, Peronosporomycetes, Peronosporales, Peronosporaceae. The coding region runs from base 1 to 1248 and encodes 415 amino acids.
AUGCACCUCGCUUACAACUUCUCCGUGGCCGUGCUCGCAGUUCUGUCUGUAUGGACAACUUUUGCUGCUGCUGCCGACGCCGGAUCAACAAGCAACGACACUCGACUCGAAGUAUCAGUUGGCCCCACCCACGUGCAAAUGGGAAUCCGCAGUGGCUUAAUCAAAAGUCGGGGUGUGAACCUCGGUGGCUGGCUGGUGGCAGAGCACUGGAUGACAACGAGCGCAGCGUUCUGGGGAGGAAUCGACGACCGCGUGGCCAACACGGGCGAGUACAGUACCAUCACGAAAGCGGCCAGUCCCGACGACGUCCGCGCCAAGCUUGGCAAUCACCACGCGACUUUCAUCUCGGAAGUCGACAUCCAACAGAUCGCGGCGGCGGGACUCAACACGGUGCGCGUGCCCGUCGGCUUCUGGAUCUUGGGCUAUGACAACCACGACCCGGCCAACCAGCGCGAGUGGCAGGCGUACACGCGCGGAACGAUCGCGUACUUGGACCAACUCAUCAGAGGUUGGGCCAAGAAGUACAACGUCGCAGUGCUCGUCAGUCUGCACGCCGCGAAGGGCUCGCAGAACGGCGCGGAUCACUCAUCGCCUGCCAGCCCCGGUCAGUCGCUCUGGAGUCAAUACCCUGAGAACGUGGCCAACACCGUCGAGGUCGCGCGCUUCCUGGCCGAGCGGUAUCUCCACGACGAGGCCUUCCUCGGCCUCGGCCUGCUCAACGAGCCCAGCGGCAGCACGGACCAGACGCUGCUGUACCAGUACUACCAGGACGCCUACCGAGCGGUGCGGGCAACGGGCAGCGACUGCGUGCUGAGCGUCAUGCCGCUGUUGCAGAAGCAGAGCCCCGACGAGAUGGUGGGCUUCAUGGAGGCGCCGGCCUUCACGAACGUCUGGGUCGAGUGGCACCCGUACUUCAUCUGGGGCUACGAGCACACGCCCGACGACCAGUUGGUGAGCGUGGCCGUCAAGCAGGAGUACAAGGCGCGCGUGGACAAGUGGAAUGCGCGCGCGGGCCACAACCGCCUGUUCAUCGGCGAGUGGAGCGUGGCCACGGCCUCCAACAUGCGCAAGAACAACCCGGACGCCUUCUACACGUUCGCUACGGAGCAGCUCAAGGUGCACGAGGAGGCGGAGGGCGGCUGGACGCUCUGGACCUGGAAGGCGGCGGGCGGAGGGACGGAGGACUGGGCGCUGCAGAACCUGCUGGCCGACGGCCGACUCAACGAGAUUCUGCGCAGCAACCCGUGA